GCUUUACGGACAAUACAGGUUGAAGAAACGAACUCCAACUACUCCUAUCAUGAGCGCAAGCUUUGGUCCACUAGUAAGACCAUCAUCACCUUUAAUUCCUGAACAACAUUGUCCAUGGAUUUCAAACCCUAGUCGGCUAUUUCUUCGUUUCACUCUGCGAAGACGAGUAAAGAAUUAUUCUUGUAGUGGCAAUAUCAGAGCUGUUCAGGAGGGAAUCGGAGUUUUGUCUCCCGACGACUCCGUUUCACAGAGAAACCCCGUGAUUGAGUCCGAGAAGGAAGAAGAAGUUCACGAGGUAGUAGUUAAUGGAGUCGCAGGGGCUGAAUUAGAAGAAAAAGCUCCUAGAAAUUCGAAAUCGCCGUUGAAGAAGAAAGAAGAUGAGCUGGACAGCAAUGAGAGUAGGUUCAAGAUUCAAAAUGGAAGAGAGGUUUUUGAAGAGAAAGCCUAUCUUGUGGCUGUUGCAUGCAAAGGUCAUACACAGGAUUCAUUUGGUAUAGACGAAUCACUCAGGGAACUGGCCCAACUAGCUGACACUGCUGGACUAAUGGUUGUUGGUUCUACACAUCAAAAACUCGCUACUCCAAACCCAAGGACAUACAUUGGAUCUGGCAAGGUUGCAGAGAUCAAGAGUGCCAUUCAUGGAUUUGGUGUUGAAACUGUAAUUUUUGACGAUGAGCUGUCACCGGGACAAUUGCGUAAUCUAGAAAAGGCUUUUGGUGGAGACGUCAGAGUUUGUGACCGCACUGCCCUCAUCCUGGAUAUCUUUAACCAACGAGCAGCAACACGUGAAGCUGCUUUGCAGGUUGCAUUGGCACAAAUGGAAUACCAGUUGCCAAGACUAACGAAAAUGUGGACGCACCUUGAGCGUCAAGCCGGAGGCCAGGUGAAAGGUAUGGGUGAGAAACAAAUUGAGGUGGAUAAGCGAAUUCUCCGUACCCAGAUUGGAGUUCUUAAGAAAGAGCUAGACUCGGUUCGAAAGCAUCGAAAGCAAUAUCGGAACCGGCGUCUUUCUGUGCCUGUCUCGGUUGUCUCUUUGGUUGGGUACACAAAUGCUGGAAAGAGUACACUGUUGAAUCAGUUGACAGGGGCUAAUGUUCUUGCCGAGGAUAGAUUAUUUGCGACUCUUGAUCCAACUACAAGGAGGGUACAGAUUAAGAAUGGGAAGGAGUUUCUUCUUACGGAUACUGUUGGAUUCAUUCAGAAGUUACCGACUACGCUGGUUGCUGCCUUCAGGGCAACAUUGGAAGAAAUUUCAGAGUCAUCACUUCUGGUGCAUGUGGUUGAUAUUAGCCAUCCACUGGCGGAGCAACAGAUAGAUGCUGUGGAAAAAGUUCUCUCAGAAUUGGACGCAUCAUCAAUUCCUAAGCUGAUGGUGUGGAACAAGGUUGACAAAGCUAGCAGUCCUCAGAAAUUUAAGUUGGAAGCGGAGAAAAGAGAUGAUACUAUCUGCAUAUCUGCUUUAAAUGGGGAUGGACUGGAUGAAUUUUGCAACAUAGUUCAGGAAAAACUGAAGGAUUCUAUGGUUUGGGUGGAAGCUUUGAUUCCAUUUGAGAAAGGGGAACUCCUCAGUACCAUCCAUCAGGUUGGAAUGGUUGAGAGAACAGAGCACUCAGAGAACGGGACAUUGGUCAGGGCACAUGUUCCCCUCCGAUUUGCAAGGCUGCUCACCCCCAUGAGGCAAAUGUGUGUAUCUUAGUCGCCACUUGAUCCAAUUAGCAUUGAACAUUUUGACUGUUCCAGGACCAUUCUAGCCAAAAUCUUUUUGGACAUUGUGGCAAACUUGGAACCACCUCGCCAAACACUCAGAUCAAUAGCAAUUGCUCAGAGAGAGAGAGAGAGAGAAAGUUGCAUACGAAAUUUGUAUUAUCCUUCACUUUGUAUAAGGCUUGUGUAUAUAGUGUAUACAUUGAUGUGUAAAUAAUGCUGAUAUCUGUCAACAAAUGACUGCCAGUAAGUUUCUUUCCCUUUCGAAAACAGUAGCAGUUCUCCAACAACCUUCAAGGAUUUUUUUUUUUUUUUUAUCAAAACAACUUUUAAGGUUGAUGUUGUACAAUUUGACUUUGUUUGCCUUUCUGUUCUGUGGGG
Messenger RNA from Ilex paraguariensis (yerba mate), 2085 nucleotides. Lineage: Eukaryota; Viridiplantae; Streptophyta; Magnoliopsida; Aquifoliales; Aquifoliaceae. The record is from the annotation of a GenBank genome assembly.